Alternaria alternata is the source of this 1310-nucleotide messenger RNA. RefSeq lists its product as hypothetical. The record is from RefSeq and is a predicted model, not a curated record. The transcript is spliced from 2 exons. Bases 433 to 1131 code for a protein of 232 amino acids. NCBI's taxonomy places the organism in Eukaryota, Fungi, Ascomycota, Dothideomycetes, Pleosporales, Pleosporaceae.
GGGAGCGACCUUGCAUUAGCGUCGAGCGGGGCCCUAUCCAGUUCUCUCCCCACAGUGCCAUUGGCAUAACCCAAAGAGACAACCCGAGUUCCUGGCUAGAUGCAUCGCCUUCAAUAGUGCCCCUCUGAUCUGGCUUCCCCGUGGUAACCGUCGUAUCGAUUCCCUUGUUGCUUUUUCCUAGCGUGCAUCUGGCCACAAGACGAGCGCUCCCAGCCACGCUGCGGCUAUCGUCUAGACCUCUGCAUAAGCUCUCAAGACGCGGUCCCGACCUACAUAACACAACGUCUGUGACCAUGUACGACCUGCAAGCGAAAGUCUGCUAAAGACCUCGUCCCUCACUUUGACCUACCUCUGUGUGUUGCUUUUUGGACCGACUUUCUUCCACGGCACUCCACAUCCGAAACGGAGAAUUGAUACGAAAAGCACUUCGACAUGCCCACCUGGCUCGUUCACGGUUUUCGAUGGCCGCGCGCACAGAUUCGCAUUCACAUUAUUCUGCAGAACCUCGACGAUGCCGCUCCAGAAUGGCUCAUGGCCCCUGCUACUACGGCCUGUAUGAUGCAAAACUUCAAGGAGCAAUGGCCAGAACAGAUGGCCCAGCUGCCUGAUCUACGCUUCAUCGAGCAAUACGAUCCCGAAGAUCUCACCGUCAAGGAUCAGCCGUACGCAUAUGUGUGCGAUAUUGUGCACGAGAUCAAGCUGGGCGUGGACGUGGAAGAGAUGAGGGGAGCUGGGCUGGGAGAUGACCAGUGGGCAGCCAUUGCAGAAUUGAGGGACAAGGUUGCACCGGGAGAAAAAUUAGGUUGGUUCGUAGUGGUCAACGGAGAUGUCGAGAGGUGGGCGCCGCCGCUGGAGGAAGACGACGAUAUAACCCCAGACGCCAGCGCCGUCAGUGCGUCAAGUCACAGGAGCAGCAUGGCACAAUCCGACACCGCACGCACCAAAGAACCGGAGCGACCGUCCUCGAGUAGGAGUUUCAAGAAGUGGUUCGGAGGGAAAUUGAGGAAAACGAAGAGCGGAAGGAAUUUGAGAGGUGAUACCACGCCAGAAGAGCCAGUUCCUCCAUUGCCACCAAUCUCACCCCGAUACGCUCUUCAAUCUUCGCACGGGAAGGCAUCUGCGCAGAAGUAAGGGCGAAACGAACAGGGAUGAGAUCAAGUACACAUAUAUAUAUAUGGCCCCAGUAAAGUCAGCCGCAACAUGUAAGCUAUCGAAUAGGUCUUUGAGGUAGCCAAGCAUCCGCAGCAAGAUAACAUACGUGAAGUUGUAGACAGCCAUUGCCUGCAUGAAUUCAUGUGCCCGUCGCAAAC